AUGGUCGUCGCCUUGCGGGAACAGCAGCAGCCCAAAAAGUCCAAGCUCUCCCUCUUUCGAUUGGUUAAGGCAUCAACAAAGCCAGCCCCGCCAUCGCCACACACACGCUCCAGCCAUGACUCACAAACAACAUUCUACGACUCUCACCCGGCGCAUGCUUCCUCAGCCCAACAAGCUGCUCCCCGCUCGUCCUCGACUAACCGGAUAAUCAGAGCUACCCGCGAUGCUGAAUCACAACGUGGUGCCCCCCCAAUCGCUGUUCAUUACCAGUUCCCCGAGGCCUCCAACCUUCCCCGCAACGAUCGCUGGGCGUCUUCCACGGAUGAGUACGAUUAUUACACACACGCCGAAGCGCAGUACCGACGCAGCCGUGCAGACUCUUUGCCUCUCCAAGGCUUUGUGCACCCCACGGAGCAAGCCUCUGCACCUCUGGCGCCAACCGGUCGUCUCAAUGUUCCAGCGCUCGCUAGGAUCCAGACGCAAGCUAUGUUGCCCUCGAAGCACUCUCGUCAGCGCUCUCAUUUUAGUAUUCCAGACGUCGUCGUCACCACUUGCGAAGAAGAGGGGGAAGAACAAGUAGUUGAGCUCGAGAUCCCCCCAAAUAAGCGUCGCAGUUACGUGCUGCGCGACGCCAGCGAAGAACGUGGGCAAGAGCAAAGGUCCUUUAAAAAGUCGAGCUCUGCCACUGUCCGUAGACCAGCCCCCCUGAUUCGAUUCGAUACUCAAGAGAUGAAGACUAUCGGAAUGACACGUACCGGGUCCAUUCCCAGCAUCAGCAGCGCUGGCUCUUUGGCCUCCUUGGCUGAGGUCGCCACUGCUACUUCAUCCACCCCAACCUCUUCCGCCAGUUCAAGCCUCUCCAAGGGAUCCACUGCAAAGAGAAAUCGAAAACCCACAUUCCCGCUUCUCUUCGGACGCAGGACAAGCGACUCGUCGAAGUCUAAUGCUGCUUCGCAAAUCUACGUCGAAGAGCCGCUCCCGUAUUCUCCCACCACGCCCACCUCUGCUCCUGCAAACUACGGUGAUUCGUUUAGAUCAGCUCAACCGGACGGCCUGCUCUUUUCGUCAAAUCCAACCUCUGCGUCUACCAACCCCCCUCCUUCGCGCAACAUUUUCACGAGGGCCAUCAGCGGUCUUCCCUCUCCGCCAGUCACUCCCACAUCCCCACCGCGCUCAGCUUUGCGUAAACAGAUGAAAGCCAAGGCCAAGGAAGAACUCGCUCUCAUCAAGGAGCUCGAGCGCGUCGACAAACUCGUCAAGCAACACGACGACAAAGCGCGCAAAGCGCAGGAGAAGAUUGAGGCCAAGAACCGCAAGAGAGCUGCCAAAUUGGCGCAGAUUAAUCAAGAGUUCGAGAGGCCUAGUCUGGAUACCAGGCCGUCGGUCGACACCUUCAGCAGCGGCCGGUCGCAGCCAGUGCCCGACAAUCGAAUUUUGAUCAGGACCGUCUUUAAAGCAUCCACCAAGGCACCGGCAACCGCGGGCGUUGGCAGAAGAGUCAGCAUUCGCGGUGGUGCAGCCGAGGUUCGCACGGGGCACGGAGAGCGACGCGGUUCCGAGCCGACCCUAGUUCAAUCUUCAAGUCCUCCAGAACAGAGAGCAAGUGGCACCACGCCAUUCAGUGUGGAACUACCUGGGGACGAGAGCCUUUCGUUUAGCAACCCGCGAGCCGCACCACAACCCAACGUAGCGCCAAAACUUCCAGAGCAGACCGCACCGUUGUCGCUCAGCAAGCAGAACGAAGGACGCUCGAGCUUGCCCAAGAAUUCUUCACCGCCGCGUCCCACCCGACCGGCGCCUGCCGUCCCCAUUCCGACAGAGCAGCAAGAGUCGUGCUCCGAGCACGUUGCGGAUCUCAACGUGGCUGAGGCUGACACGAGCAUCAGCGAGGAUGCCGACGAGACCCAAGUGUGGAAUCACCAGAGCUUUUCGGAGCUCAGUUCCGGUUUCACAGGUCCGCUGCCAAGUCUCAUUCAGUCGAGUGCUUGCAACAGUGCUGCUGGUUUCACUGCUGUCGAACAAACCAACAAGCAGGCUGAAGAAGAUGACCAAAUAUUUGACGUCCGUGGGGACUACAAGGCGAAGCUGGCGAGACGAGCUAGCGUGCAACGUGUGCUCGCCCUGUCGGAUGCAGAAGGGGCAAGGUUGCAAAAAAGAGCAUCGCUGCUGCGUAAGAAAGGUUCACAGCACCAGCUCAAGCGUCGAUCUUGUCAUAUGGACGGAAGUGAUUCGCAAGCUGUAGGUGGUGGUGCGUCUAGUAGUAGCAAACGGUCUUCGGCUGCGUCGAGCGUGCGACGACGCAGCUUUGUGCGGCCGAUAGGCGACAAGGAGGGCUGGAAGGUGGUCGGCGCAAGUGGGAGUGAGGGCAGCACUGUGGGGCAGUCCGAGAAUAAGAGUGCUCCCUGGGAUGACUGGGUCGAAGAGCAUCCACAAAGGCGGCCACCCUCUCCGGAGUCGACGCCGACGCAGCAACGUGUCGAAGUACAAGUAGAUCUCGCCUUAGCCCACCUUCGAGCUGCCCAAGACGCAGAUCAUCUUCGAAAGCAAGGAUACACGCACGAGCAGUCCCACGGGCCCAACGUGACAGCUGAAAACAAGGAAAACUCCAAGCUGGACAACAACAAAAACAACUUCCACGUGCUUGGCAAGACAGUGCAUGUCGAGCAAGACUGCGAUUCACCCGCAUCGACGUUCAGACUGUCCCUGGCGCUGACGCCGUUGCAGCUGCAGCCGUUGGACGUGUUUUCGGAUCUCGAUGGCAGGCCUUGA
Molecule: messenger RNA, 2769 nt
Organism: Sporisorium graminicola
Lineage: Eukaryota; Fungi; Basidiomycota; Ustilaginomycetes; Ustilaginales; Ustilaginaceae
Exons: 1
Coding region: 1-2769 (922 amino acids)
Source: RefSeq, a predicted model, not a curated record